Ornithodoros turicata is the source of this 790-nucleotide messenger RNA. RefSeq lists its product as uncharacterized. The record is from RefSeq and is a predicted model, not a curated record. Gene Ontology annotation, cellular component: ribonucleoprotein complex. Gene Ontology annotation, biological process: retrotransposition. Gene Ontology annotation, molecular function: single-stranded RNA binding. NCBI's taxonomy places the organism in Eukaryota, Metazoa, Arthropoda, Arachnida, Ixodida, Argasidae. Bases 5 to 745 code for a protein of 246 amino acids. The transcript has a single exon.
AAUAAUGAGCAAAGAGGUAACAAGGAUCUGUGAGGAGUUGAAGCGUGAGAUAAAGCAAGACAUAAAGUUGGCUAGGGAGGGUAUGGAAAGGGAGCUACGCAACGAGUUACGAGAGUUAAAAAAUAGUAUGGACUUCUUCAACAAAAAUUUUGAAGAAUUCAGAAGUAAGAUGGAAGCCUUGUCUGUUGAGAACAGUAACUUACGUUCAGCCAAUGAAGCAUUGCAACGUGAAUGUCAUGGCAUGAAAACGCAACUAAGAGAUCUAAAUCUGAAGAGUAUCCAGCUCGAACAGUACUCCAGAAACAGAAACAUCGAAAUCAAGGGGAUACCUUUCAUACAAGGUGAAUGUAUCCCUGGUAUAUUAAAGAAGCUCGGCGAAGCAGUAGGCGAACCGAUAUGUGAAUCUGACAUUGAUGUCUGUCAUCGAGUACCUGUAGUGAAAGGGCCUACUCAGAAUAUUGUUGUUCAGUUCUGUCGGAGGGGAAAGCGUGACACUGUCCUCGAAAGAUCAAAGAAAAAGCGUCUAACUUCCUUAGAUCUUGGCUUCACUGACAGUCAGCCCCUGUACGUCAACGAGCACUUGUGCCCCGAUUUAAAAAAGCUACUGGGGAUGACUGUUGCUGCAAAAAAAGAAAUGAAAUGGAAAUUCGCAUGGGUGAAGCAUGGUAAGAUUUUCGCCCGGCAAGAUGAAUCAUCCCCAAUUGUUAGUAUUCUCAGUCCUGAUGACCUGUCCAAAAUGAAGUAAUUAUAGUUGCUCUCUUUGUAUCUUUUGUGUGUGCAUGGGCUGAUA